GCAGAUGCCAUCAGAGCCAGUGAUAACCAUCAUGAUGGUAACUACAGCAUGCCUGGCCACAUUGUGCUGUCCAAGGGCAUACUGACUGCUGAGGAGAUCCGCAGCCUGGACCUGUCUGCAGAGCUGGUGGUGCUGAGCUGCUGCAACACAGGACUGGGCACUGUUACAGGAGACGGAGUGUUGGGGAUGUACCGGUCCUUUCUGGCGGCCGGGGCUGCAAACGUGGUGGCGACCUUAUGGAGGAUUCCUGACAAGAAGACUCGGAAACUCAUGAGGCACUUCUACAGCAGCUACAAGAGGAGCGGCGAUGCAGCCCGGGCCAUGAGAGGUGCCAUGUUACACAUGCUGCGCAAGGAAGAGACAUCAGCACCUCCCUAUUGGGCAGCUUUCUCUGUCAUUGGUGGUACAGCAGCCAUUUAGGGAUAGCACCUAUCUAGGGACAGCACCCGUCUAGGGACAGCACCCAUCUAGGAACAGCAGCCAUGC
This is a messenger RNA of Branchiostoma floridae (Florida lancelet), 486 nucleotides long. Its product is annotated as tetratricopeptide repeat protein 28-like. Lineage: Eukaryota; Metazoa; Chordata; Leptocardii; Amphioxiformes; Branchiostomatidae. The record is from RefSeq and is a predicted model, not a curated record. The transcript is spliced from 3 exons. Bases 49 to 420 code for a protein of 123 amino acids.